GUAAUCAUAAGCCUCCUGGUGGUGUGUGCUGUGGCUAUGCUGGCAGAGAGGACUGAGGGGUUCCUGAGUUUCCUCAGCCCAUUUGAUCUUCAAAAGAUAAUUGCCAAAAACAGAAUAAGAAUGGAGAAAAAUAUGGCAGAAAACCUGCAACGGAGAUCUGAAGAAAAUGGUUCCCCAGAAGGAUUGGGUAGAGAUGAGACCGCAGAAGAGAUAGUAAGGGUCUGUGUUCCUUUGGAAGUUGGAGUCAAAAUGAACGCGAAACAGUUAUUGAAAUAUGAAAAUCUUGUGGGUGAAAUUUUGUCAGAAGGCACCAAUGGCCAAUGACGUGGAGAAGAUCACAGCUGGAAGAUCCUUCAAUGCUGCAACUGAAGAUUUAUGGAAC
Callorhinchus milii (elephant shark) is the source of this 382-nucleotide messenger RNA. RefSeq names its product promotilin. Gene Ontology annotation, molecular function: motilin receptor binding; hormone activity. Gene Ontology annotation, cellular component: extracellular region. The coding region runs from base 37 to 324 and encodes 95 amino acids. The record is from RefSeq and is a predicted model, not a curated record. The transcript is spliced from 4 exons. NCBI's taxonomy places the organism in Eukaryota, Metazoa, Chordata, Chondrichthyes, Chimaeriformes, Callorhinchidae.